AGAUUACCGGUAAAGCAAAUGCUUCCCCUGCAAAGUAAUCCAAAACAUCUCCGUGCCAUGCCCAUCAAAUUAAACAAAGCCGAAUUGUUAAUCAAACAAGGACAAAGAAAGGCAGGCAAAAGAUGAAAAAAGCGGUGACGUGGCCACCUGCAGCUAAGCUUAGCUUAGCUUCGAUCGAUGCCCAUAUAUACAUGAGUACACACACAUCUCGCCUUGGGCACUCAGCCAGUAGGCAGCAGCUGCAACAAUGGCGGAUCACCGGAAGAUCACCAGUGAUGAGGAGGAGGCGGCGGUGAAGCCGACGAGGAGCUUCCGGUACGAGGACUACAGCACCAGGAGGGUGUUCCUGCGGAGCUACCCUCUCCAGUGGGACUGGGCGUCGCCGGCGCCGGGGGAGAAGGAGAAGCAGCAGCAGCAGCAGCAGGUGCAGGGCGUCGUCGCCGGCGGCGACGGGGAGGAGGAUGACGAUGAGUACGGCGGAGGAGGAGGAGACGAGCGCGGCGGGAGGAGGUGGCGGCGGCAGGUGGCGGUGGCGGUGGUGGAGUGGGGGGAGGAGAAGCUGCUCCUGCUCCGGCGGGUCAAGAAGAGGCUGGCGCUCUACCUCAUCGGCUGCCACUACGCCGGCCACCGCGCCGCGCUGCCGUUCAAGUCCUCCUCCGCCUCCUGCACCGCCGCCAUGCUCGCCUCCUCCCGCUGAUCGAUCGAUCGGCCGCGCCAUGGCGGACAUGCCCAUACCCACCAGCUAGCUUUGCAAUCAUCGGUCGGUCGAUCUACACAGGUUAAUUUCGCCAUAGCUUUCGAAUCUCCACGUACGCUGCUCUGUUUAUCUGCUUCGAGGAUAUGCCUGAAAAUUCAUCGGUAGAAACGACGAACAUCCGAACAUGGCCUGUCUGUACGUGUAUGUUAGUACAGGUAAUUAAUUAAUGUAAUAAGAAGUUCAGAGCUUGUAAUGGGUGCUGGUUGUGUACAUGUAAAUUCUUCAGGACAAAUCUUUAACAUAGGGAGUUGGGGAUUUUGUAUGUAUGAUGUUGAAUUGCAACAGGAAACGUUGCAGACAGAUUAAUAGGUGAAAAUCUAGCUUUAGAUACUUUUGUGUUAAGAAACGUGAAAAGUUCUUUUUUUGAGUUUUGAGCAUGGCCUGUCUGUUUGUGUAUGUUACUACAGGUAAUUAAUGUAACAAGAAGUUCAGAGCUUGUAA
This is a messenger RNA of Oryza sativa Japonica Group (Japanese rice), 1198 nucleotides long. RefSeq lists its product as uncharacterized. The record is from RefSeq and is a predicted model, not a curated record. NCBI's taxonomy places the organism in Eukaryota, Viridiplantae, Streptophyta, Magnoliopsida, Poales, Poaceae.